Molecule: messenger RNA, 2729 nt
Organism: Mytilus trossulus (common blue mussel)
Lineage: Eukaryota; Metazoa; Mollusca; Bivalvia; Mytilida; Mytilidae
Exons: 7
Coding region: 327-1376 (349 amino acids)
Cellular component (GO): extracellular region
Molecular function (GO): cytokine activity
Source: RefSeq, a predicted model, not a curated record
GUUGUCACAUUAACGAAUCAAUCAGUCAGUCUAUUAAUGAAGUUCGCGCCAAAACAUCCGUGUUGACCUUUCACCUGAACAGACGCUUGAAAAUCGCAUUAUUCAAGGAUACUAAAUGGUCUGUCUGGGAACAGCGACCUUAGUUUGCCUAAAACCCCAGACUGAAACGUUUAGAGAGAAGACCCUUAGAAAAACAAAGACUUAAAUUAAUUUGUGAAGGAUCUGAAUUAUUCCGUAAUCAGGGAUUGAAAAAAAGAUUUUUAAUAAGUUUGUUCAAAGUUGUCUUAAUAAGAUAUUUAAUUGGACUAUUUUCCGAAUCAUAAACAAUGAACAUUUUUAUAGUAUUCAUGAACUUUAUAUAUUAUUCUGUUGUUUUGUUUUCUGUAAAUUUCGUGAUUGGUCAGAAUGACACGGACACUGACCCUGGAACACCGCACACUAGAAACAGAUUUGAAACUAUGAGGAGAAGGUCAAGAACUCAGAGAAUAAACAAUAUCAGAAGUCAUGUAUUGUCUACCCUUGGUUUCUCAUCACCUCCUCAGAUAGACGAAAACAUGAAGGAAGAAAUUUUGAGAAAUCUAAGUAUAUCAGGAGUUCCUUAUAAGGCUGUAUCACAGCAGUGCUAUGCUGGAUCAUGUACAUUACCAAGUUGGAUUGAUGAAGAUUUAUGGAAUGACCCAGACACGAAGACUUUACGACUUUUCUUUGAUAUUUUGCCGCUAGAAGACAGUGGAACAAGUAUACUAAAUGCUACCUUAAAGCUCCACAUCAAAGAAAGAACAGCAUGUCGUUGUUUUACGGAAGACAAUGAGUCAGGAGAAGAGGACAGCGUUCGAUUUACCGUCUUUGUCAGUCAGUUUCUCAAACCACUAAGACGCAGAAAUCGGGUACCACGAAUGAGAAUUCUCGAUGUGAAAAUGGUCGUGGUUAAAAGAGAUAAGUGGAUAAGCUUCAAUGUCAAAGAAGCUGUAGAAGAAUGGAUGCAGCGACGGAGGCGACGACAUGGACUAGAAGUCAACGUCAUUGACUCUCAAGGAUUCCCGAUUGAUGCCAAAGCUGUGUUUGGAAAUACAGACUGCUUGCUGCCAGUUGAUGUUGAAUGCCAAGACACUAGUUUACCAGUAGCUGUACAAAAAAGUCUGAAUUUUAGCACAUCCCCAGUGUUGGAAGUUUUUACCGAAACCAGACCUAAUAUACAAUUUAGGGAAAAACGAGAUAUUGCAACCAUUAUGCAGCCGUUCACAGAGGAAACCAGAAACGAUAGUAACCUUUUCAAAGAAAGUACCUUUCUUAAACGAUUACGAGGGAUGUCAAACUGUGAAAGUGAGGAUUGUGAAAAUACAGAGGCAGCACCAGUACCUGAUGAACAGACUUAGGAGAGGUUGACUUAUCACGCGCCACUAUUCCACUCUUCUGUCGUACAAAGAGUAUUAUUAAUUGUUUUUCGACUCAUCAAACAUUAUCAAUUUCCAUAAAUCAAUCGCAUAAAAUUCAAGCCGAAUCAUAAGACGUUUGCACUACAUUAUUUUUACUGAUGCAAUACAAAGUGUGUAUAUAUAGAGAAUUAACCGCAUUCAAGACCACCACGACGAAUACUGUUGAAAGACAGAUAUAUACAUUGUUGGGUCACUAUAUCUUAUUUAACUAGUUCCAUCGACAUCCAUUUAUACAAAUGAUGCUACAAUGACUGCUUGAUUUAGAAUAAUGAAUACAAUCUUGUCUGUCUUUAUUGCUACCUCAUUUAAUAUUGUUAAUGUUAUUUGUUAUUAAUGUGUAUUUUAUUGUAUAUAUAUGCAUUUUUUUAUUUAUUGAAUUUUGCGAUAGGCUUUUGUAACUUGUAUAUAUAUGAGAGAUAAUGCAUUGUUUGUAAGUUAUCAUAAACAUCAGUGCUUCUUUUUUCUUUUUUUUUUCUAGGUUUAACAUCCUUAUUGUGUGUUCUUUUAACAAUGGAAAAUCGAGUAUUGUAAAAACAAAUGGUUAAAAAUAUUAAUUUUGGAACUAUUCGUCCACUUUGAUUGUUUGCAAAUGUCCGUGUAUUUAUUUUCAUUUAAAUUUUUUCCAACCUUGUAAAUGCCACUAUUGUUUAGAUGAGAGACAUUGAAAUCUGUCAUCAGUUCAAUGGUUGCCGGUCGUAUUCAUUGCCUUAUCACAGUGGACUUUAAGUGGUUUAAUUUGAACAUAAAAAUGCAUACAAAGAACUGUCCUGUAUGAAGAGUUACCCCCUUCUUUAACAAUCAUUUCGUAUAAUUUUAUCCCACUUUUCAGUUUUCAACAACAAACAAGUGUUGCAGGAUCUCAAUAUUAAUGACUCCACUGUGCUUUCAACACAGGUUGUUUAAUGAAAGAUUUCCCUGUAAUGUUGUUUGUCCUUUGAUGAAUUAUCUUUUUGGUCGUAGGGUUGUCUCCUUUUUCAACUUGCCCCUUUGGUAGUUUCUCCCUUUUUCCAAUCAAUUAGAAAAGUAACGGAGACAACUCUCCAAAUGCAGCACUGUUAUUGCUUAACAUGAUAGUCUAAGCUAUAUCUCAAAUUUUGUUGUAUUUAUAUUUUGUUAGUUUUAUAUACAAUGUAAAUAUUUGAAUAAAGUCACACAGUAAAUUUUAAUUGUCAUUAUGUAUAAUUUUUUUAAGUAAGUGAAAUACAAAUCAAAAGUAAAAUGAUAAUACUUUACACUGCAUAUGAACUCGAGUUGUAUAAUAAUGAUUUUACUGUAUAAAACUGUGUUAAUGAA